GUCGCCUCAGAGCUAGUUUGGUAGUGCGAGAGCUCGAAGGCCAUGGGUUGCUUUCAGAUGCGUUCUCCGGUCGUUCUCAUCGUCACCAUCCUCCUGCUGCUCCUAGCUUGUCUCCAAGCAUCACCUUCUUCCCAGCUGCAGAAGCAGCACCAGAAUCACAUCCGCAAGAUGCUCAACGCCAGCGCGUCUACCCCUGCGACGGGCGGCGGGGGAGGAAUCCACUCGUCGAGGCGAGUGGACGUGUACGGGUGCUCCAGGCCGGAGGAGCUCGUGACGGUUUCCCAGAACAGCGACCCCAUACUCCACACCGGCGUGCCAGCCUACACCGUCCAGAUCACCAACACCUGCAUCGACUGCGCCGUCUGCGACGUCCACCUCUCCUGCGGCGACUUCGCAAACACGGAGCUCGUCGACCCGGCCACCUUCCGCCGCCUCGGCUUCGACGACUGCCUCGUCAAGGACGGCGGGCCCGUCGGACCCGGCGAGUUGAUCAGCUUCCAGUACGCCAACUCCUUCAUCUACGAGAUGAAAGUCGCAUCCGCCGCCUGCAACUGCGCCUAGCUGUGGCAGCUCCGAGAUCGAAUCCAUCGGCGAUGCAUGGACGCAGCUAGCGAUCCUUGCAUUCUUAUUAGAAAUAAUAAAGUUAGGUUGAGCUCAGCUGGUAGUAGUCUGACCUCGGGUUGCUUUAGGGCGUCUCUAAUCUUAGGUUUGAAGGUACUCCUUUGUGUCUAUAUAUGUGUUUAUGGAAUCAAUAAA
Lolium perenne is the source of this 756-nucleotide messenger RNA. RefSeq names its product TPD1 protein homolog 1B. The record is from RefSeq and is a predicted model, not a curated record. Gene Ontology annotation, biological process: cell fate determination. Lineage: Eukaryota; Viridiplantae; Streptophyta; Magnoliopsida; Poales; Poaceae.